GCAGAAAGAAAACCGGUUGACUUCUUGGUUAACUAAUGUACAGUCUAACUUAACCCGUCGAAAUUGUAGCAGUCCUUGUCGAACAAAUAUUCCCUUUUCAGGCCAUACCGAGUCUUCGACACCCCGACUGGGUUGGCUGAGGGUUACCUUCAACUUCACGAAACCCCCUCAUGGGUUUGCAUUUCAACUUUAAGCAGACCCUGUUAUUAGUAUUACAGUAAUAUGUAAGUUGUCGUCCCUUUCGUCCUUUCUACCCAAAUCCGUGGACAGCAUUGUAGUUUGUGAGCUUUCGCCAACAGAUUGAUCAGUUUUGGAGGCGAUUCUUCUUUGCACGGCAUCAUCAGCGGCCCGCAGAAUUACUUUUACUGUACGAAGGAAGAGUGUUCAUUGGCUGGGUCUGGCAAGCCCUCACCACCGUCGUUACCAGCGGCCAAUCUACAAGAGAGAGUCCAUCUUCCAACACAGUUUCAUUGCAACACAUCACGGUCUUUGGGCGUCGCUAGCUUUACAAUGGCGGUAGGAUCGUUGGUGGCCCAAAGGUGUGCGGGCACCCUUUGCGCCCCCUCGCAGUCCUUGCACUCAGCAGGCCUUCGGAGUUCUGCUGAGUGCGUUGCCCCAGCUCUGCGGUUGGCGGCGCUGAGGUCAGAGCGAUGUCGGGGCCGCAAGAGCGUUGUUUCGAUGGGGUUGACGAAGGACGGCCCUUCGGUUGCCAUUGCUGGUGUAACAGGAGCGGUGGGACAGGAGUUUUUGCAAGUUCUCACAGACAGGAACUUUCCAUACAGCAGCCUGAAGCUGUUGGCGAGCAAGCGGUCUGCUGGGAAGGAACAGGAGUUCGAGGGUAAGAAGUACAUCAUCGAGGAGCUGACGGAAGAAAGCUUCAAGGGCAUCGACAUCGCGCUUUUCAGUGCUGGAGGCUCCAUAAGCAAGAAGUAUGGCCCAGGGGCAGCUGACGGCGGCACUAUCGUCGUCGACAACAGCUCAGCCUUCAGAAUGGCUGAAGGUGUCCCUCUUGUGGUGCCCGAGGUGAAUGCUGACGCAGUCAAGGGCUGGAAGGCCGGGAGCGGGAAGGGAGGAAUCAUCGCAAACCCGAACUGCUCCACAAUCAUUAUGCUCGUCCCAGUGACGCCUCUGCACAAGGCCGGCAAGGUGAAGCGCAUCGUAGUGAGCACGUAUCAGGCGGCUAGCGGGGCGGGCGCGGCCGCGAUGGCGGAGCUCGAGCUGCAGACGCGGGAGGUGCUGGAUGGAAAGCCGCCCACAACCGAGAUCUUCAGCCAACAGUACGCUUUUAACCUGUUUUCCCACAACGCCCCCAUCACGGAGAACGGAUACAACGAGGAGGAAAUGAAGAUGGUCAAGGAAACGCGCAAGAUCUGGGGCGACAAGGACGUACAGGUGACUGCCACGUGUAUCCGGGUCCCGAUCAUGCGGGCUCAUGCGGAGAGCAUCAAUAUCGAAUUCGAGUCGCCCGUUUCGGAGGAGCAAGCCAAGGAACUGUUGAGCAAGGCGCCGGGGGUCAUGCUGAUCGACGACCGGAGCGCAAACCGUUUCCCCACCCCUCUCGACGUGUCAUUCAAGGAUGACGUGGCAGUCGGGCGCAUUCGGAGAGACAUCUCGAGGAGCGACGAUCGGGGGUUGGACCUCUUCGUAUGUGGCGAUCAGAUUCGAAAAGGGGCUGCUCUUAACGCUGUCCAAAUCGCCGAGCUGCUUUUGUAGAGGCCCUCUAGCGUUGCCGAAGUUUAUCUGUUUCGCGACAUGCAAUGGGUAAUCAAAGAUUGGCCAUGCUUGGGCCUGGUAUGCGUAUGGUUAUUUGAGCUAGACUCGCUCUCGAGCUGUAGGGGAAUUUGCACCGGUAUGAUAAUCUGUUGAGAGGCCUCACCUUGACCUAGAGAUCGGACGCAAUCCAAGCAUUGAGUUCUGAUGAGGAAGAACGAGGAUCGAGUUAGGGAGCCGAAGCAUGCUAGUAUAAUGCUGGCCGGCGAAAAAGCAGGUUCAUGGACCAUGCAUAGGGUCCAGCAAGCUGGCACCCUUACUUGAUCACCAGACUUAUACCCGGCACGAAAGUCUGGUUGAUCUUUUUUCAUACCGGUCAUGCAGCUUGCCAUGGC
Molecule: messenger RNA, 2105 nt
Organism: Klebsormidium nitens
Lineage: Eukaryota; Viridiplantae; Streptophyta; Klebsormidiophyceae; Klebsormidiales; Klebsormidiaceae
Source: the annotation of a GenBank genome assembly